Messenger RNA from Zingiber officinale, 867 nucleotides. Its product is annotated as PHD finger protein rhinoceros-like. Lineage: Eukaryota; Viridiplantae; Streptophyta; Magnoliopsida; Zingiberales; Zingiberaceae. The coding region runs from base 84 to 689 and encodes 201 amino acids. The transcript has 2 exons. The record is from RefSeq and is a predicted model, not a curated record.
UCAUUUCAUUUAAAUGCGCACUAAACCACCAUUUAUCUCCAGCUCUCCUUUCUCAUCCAUUCCUUCUUCUUCGAUUGAAUGAAAUGGAGAUUGUGGUUAGCUCGAUCGUGCAGAAGAGGGAUCUCAUCACCCUCGAUCUCCUCAGAUCCAAUCGCUCAUCCAAAGCCCUCGGUCCACCGCUCAAGAUCUCUUCUGACAACGACGAUCUCCCUCCCCUGGACCUCAACCGGGCCCUCGAUGACGAUGCCCUGAGGCAGGCGGCGCUCCCCGGGAGUCAGAGCGUGUGCACCAUCGAGAAGGUGAAGCGGGCGCUGAAGCGUGAGACGGAGCGGCAGAGGGUCGGCGGCGGAGGGGGUUCUGCUUCGACUUCGGCUUCUCCUUCUCCCUCGUCGUCAUCCUCAUCGGUCACCACGGCCUCGAUCAGGCGCCGCGCGGACCGAGGAGACGAGGGGCUAGCGGCGGACGGAGGAGACGGAGACUCCGCCUCCGUCGCCGCCAGAGGGAGCCUCGUGGUGGUUGGGUGCCCCAGUUGCCUCUCCUACGUUCUGAUACCGAAGAGGAACCCGAGGUGUCCCCGUUGCGACGCGCGUCUCGCUGCGGCGUCGGUGCUGUCUCCGCCGCCGCCGCCACCACCACCACCGACGAAGAGACCACGAAUCGACCUCAAUUUUUCGCUUAGCACCCUCUAGUUUCUUUUAUUACAAAUCCAUGCGAUGAAGGGCUUUUGCAUGUAAAUUUUUCUCUCUGUCGUUUAAAAAAGCACAAAACUUUAUUUUUUUAAAAAAAAUUAUUUCCAUUUUACUUUGUAUUUUUUGUUGAUUUGUAGACGUUUGUUUUGCUAAUCAAUUCACCCCCCUCCCAAAUUUU